Molecule: messenger RNA, 444 nt
Organism: Lingula anatina
Lineage: Eukaryota; Metazoa; Brachiopoda; Lingulata; Lingulida; Lingulidae
Molecular function (GO): protein binding
Source: RefSeq, a predicted model, not a curated record
CAGGACACGGGUCGAUGGAUUUGAAAACGCGAUGUCGUACUCAGUUAGCUUGACUUACACCGUCAGUAUAAGCAAUGUUGUCGCAUAUGUGGAUAAUGUUGGUGUGAGUUGCUCUCAGUACCUGAAAUAUGAAUGCCGUGAUUCGACCCUUCGACAAUAUGGCGGAUGGUAUGACCGCGAUGGAAAUAUCGCGACAUUCUGGGCUGGCGGAACACCAGGUGGUGCUUCAUAUAACUGUGCAUGUUCAAGAGAUGGAUCCUGUGCAGACCCUUCAGAUCAUUGCAAUUGUGACGCAAAUGACAACGUUUGGAGAUCGGACGAAGGAUAUAUCACACAGUCAAGUUACCUGCCGAUAACUAUUGUAAAAUUUGGAGAUACCGGCGACUCUGACGAAGAAGGCUAUCACACAGUAGGACCACUGGUCUGCCAAGGAUAAAUAUUUAA